GUAGAUGCCAAAACGCGGCGCUCUGAGAUCUGCUCGAGAAAUUGCUCGAGAGGCGAAAGCCGUUUACAUCCGCGGAGGGAGCCAUCGGCGGCGGGAAGAAGAACAACAAGAAGCGUGCCACUGUGCCCAUGCCCGCCAAUAACAAGUGCUGCAUCGCUGCGACGUCACAGACGAACAUCGGUGGAUGCACCAGCGGCGUCCACACGCGUAACAAGGUCUCUCAUUCCUGCCACAAGCGGGUGUGCAAGAUGCACAGCAGUGCGGUCGAGUACGAUGGGUUCAACGAGGUGGUCCAGAUCAUCCUCAAUGUGGCCAAACGCAUGGGUAUGCUGUCGGAGCACAACUUCAUCUGCCUCAACUGCAUCAGACUCGCACUCAUUCAAGUGAGAUGGAGGAUGAUCACAUGGAUGGAUGAGCGGGCGGGUAUCUGUGGUGUGGUGUGGAUGUGUGGUGUGUGGGUCAGGUGUUGAAGACCAGAUGCGAGAACAACGCCGACAAGGGCCUCUGCGAGAAGUGCACCAACCAAGAGCUGGUGGCCCAGUACCACACCAACGUCAACAACACAGGAGUCAACAACAACGCCAACAACGCACGCGCCAACAAUGCAGCGGCUGCCAUGCAAUUGGGCUGAGCAGUUUGCGUGUAGCUUGAGAGAGGAGAGAGAGGGAGAGGAGAGAGAAACGUUCGCACGGGG
This is a messenger RNA of Vitrella brassicaformis, 694 nucleotides long. The record is from the annotation of a GenBank genome assembly. NCBI's taxonomy places the organism in Eukaryota, Vitrellaceae.